This is a messenger RNA of Hippopotamus amphibius kiboko, 3141 nucleotides long. It is a transcript of the gene MPI, whose product is annotated as mannose phosphate isomerase. NCBI's taxonomy places the organism in Eukaryota, Metazoa, Chordata, Mammalia, Artiodactyla, Hippopotamidae. Bases 36 to 1364 code for a protein of 442 amino acids. Gene Ontology annotation, molecular function: mannose-6-phosphate isomerase activity; zinc ion binding. The record is from RefSeq and is a predicted model, not a curated record. Gene Ontology annotation, cellular component: cytosol. Gene Ontology annotation, biological process: GDP-mannose biosynthetic process; carbohydrate metabolic process. The transcript is spliced from 8 exons.
UAUACGUGACAGAAGCCAGAUCCGGUGCCGCAAGGAUGGCCGCUCAAAGAGUAUUCCCACUUUCCUGUGCGGUGCAGCAGUAUGCCUGGGGGAAGAUGGGUUCCAACAGUGAAGUGGCUCGGCUCCUGGCCAGCAGUGACCCACUGGCCCAGAUCUCGGAGGACAAGCCAUAUGCAGAGCUGUGGAUGGGGACCCAUCCCCGGGGAGAUGCCAAGAUCCUUGACAACCACAUCUCGCAGAAGACCCUAGGCCAGUGGAUUGCUGAGAACCAGGACUGCUUGGGUUCGAAGGUCAAGGACACAUUUAACGGCAAGCUGCCCUUCCUCUUCAAAGUGCUCUCAGUUGAAACGGCCCUGUCUAUCCAGGCACACCCUAACAAGGAGCUGGCAGAGAAGCUGCACCUCCAGGCUCCACAGCACUACCCUGAUGCCAACCACAAGCCAGAGAUGGCCAUUGCCCUCACCCCCUUCCAGGGCUUAUGUGGCUUCCGGCCAGUGGAGGAGAUUGUGAGCUUUCUGCCAAAGGUGCCCGAGUUCCAGUUUCUAAUGGGAGAUGAUGCAGCAACACAGCUGAAGCAGAGCCUGAGCCAUGACUCCCAGGCUGUGGCCUCUGCUCUGCGGAGCUGUUUCUCCCACCUGAUGAAGAGCGAGAAGAAGGUGGUGGUGGAGCAGCUCAACCUCUUGGUGAAGCGGAUCUCCCAGCAAGUGGCUGCUGGAAACAACAUGGAGGACAUCUGUGGGGAGCUCUUGCUACAGCUACACCAGCAGUACCCAGGUGAUAUCGGAUGCUUUGCCAUCUACUUCCUGAACCUGCUUACCCUGAAGCCAGGGGAGGCCAUGUUUCUGGAGGCCAACAUGCCCCAUGCCUACCUGAAAGGAGACUGCGUGGAGUGCAUGGCAUGUUCAGACAACACGGUGCGUGCUGGGUUGACACCCAAGUUCAUCGAUGUGCCGACUUUGUGUGAAAUGCUCAGCUAUACCCCCAGCCCCAGCCAGGACAGGCUCUUUCCUCCAGCACGGAGUCAGGAAGACCCCUACCUCUCUAUCUAUGAUCCCCCUGUGCCAGACUUCACCGUUAUGAAGAUGGAGGCACCCAAAUAUUCAAGGAGGAUACAAUUUUCAAACUGCCUGUGUUAUCUGGCAGAAACUCAGGGGGUGGCCAAGGGUUUCCAGGAGAACAAGGAAGAAAUACCAGUGGUAUACAGUCAAGUCCCCAGCACUUCACUUAUGUCAAAGGCAGUAAGCCGCACAUCCCAGAACUUUACAUCCCUGUGUUUUUGUCUGGGACAGUCACUCUGGAAAUAUGUCCAAAGGGCCAGCCCAGGAAUAUCUAUCUCACUCUGUUUCCAUAGAUGGAACAACUGAAGGAACAGAAGUUGUCUGGCCUGAAAGAAAGCAAGCUUGGUAGAGGAUGGCCAGGGGAGGGACAGGAAUGCUGAUCUCAGAUAAAAGACAAAAGAAGGGAGACUAAAAUUAUUAUGUGACACUGGAGACAGGACUAGGAGCACUAAGUCUAAAUUGUAAUAGACAUUUCCAAUUAACAAGGAAGACUUGUCUACGAGCUACCUGAAUUGUGUGUAUUGGUGGGGAAGACAGACAGCAAGGUUUCUUGGAGGUAGUGAGUACCCGAUUACAAGAAGCAUUCAAACAAGCAGAGGAUGGUAAACACUUAGCUGGGAUUUAUCAAAAGGAUUCCUUUUCUAAGUGGUGGCCUGGAUUGGAAGACCUGUGGGGUCAUUUCCAUCCCUAAGGGUCUGUGGUCUCCUGGACUUUCAACAGCCCUCCUCAGACACCUAAACUUCUGCUGGGGGAGGGGGCAGAGUAGAAGACUGGAGAACAGACUGGAAGUCUGGCACAGUGCCAUGCACACAGUAGGAACCAGACAAGCAUUUGGCAGUGGCAGUGACACUGCCUCCAGCCUGGCCCCGCCACAGAAAGGUGCUCUGGACUUGCCUCUGCAGAGGAAUACCCGGAGGAGUAUCUGGAUUCCAGCUCUCCAUCACUAGAAGAAGAGGAAGGAAGACAGUUCAGGGAGAUGCCUGUGGAGCACAGCUACAAAUGGCAAGGUGCACAGCAUGCAGGGGGGUCUGGAGGACUUGUGAAGCAAAGAUCACACACCACAGAACUCAAACCCAUAGUCUGCCAUGAGAGUAAAUGGCUCCUUCCAUUGGCUCCAGCAGGGACAGGGUCACUGUCACUAACAGUGCAGACAUAGUGGGGCAGGAUGAUUCCCCCAGACACAGUUGGUGCUUCAAAUCCAGGAGCAGCAAGCUCACCUAUGAGUCGUCUAAGCAAGCCAUCCUGGGAAGAGACAGUGCUCUGAAGCAGCAGCCCUGGAACAUGCACAAAAGGUCUUGGAAGAGACAGGGAAUAAGCGAAGCAAGUGACCUGCAAUUUUACCCAAGUCACUCCAAGGGGUAUUUCCAAGGAGAGCACUCACCUGUCAGACUCGAGGGACACCAAGUUUUCAUCUGGACUCUGACUAAGAGCAGUAUAGCCCUUGUUAAACUUCACUGACCUGAGGGGAGAUGGGGGAGAGACCAAGCAUAGAUGAAACGCCAGCAUUUCACAGGGAAAGCCAGAGUCCUCACCCUUAUGGAAAAGACACUGACUGCGCUACUCCUGACUUGCCUUCUACCUGGACAGCCAUCACUGCCUGCCAUGUAUCUGGCUACAGCGGCUCAGAAUACACACUUCCCCACACCACUCCCCCUGCUGCCCCUGAGGAAAAGCACAUCUCCUCUUUCAUGACAGGAAAAGCCCCAGAGAACAGAAAAACGAAAGACCUUAAGCAAAUUCCUUCACCUGCUUUAGCUCUUAUUUGUAAAAAAGAGGCCCUGGGUAAGGUCCCAUCCAGCCCUCAGAGUUUACCGUUCUCUGUUAAGAACCACUGUCUAUUGUUAAGGAAAAAAAUACAACCCUGUCUGUUCCCACACUGCUCUCCAUCCUCACUCCUGGGAACCCCGGCCACUAUGUCCUCCCUAAUUUAGACAGUAAAUGAUCCUGCACUGACAAAACUCUUAUUCCAAAGCCCUUUCCCUAACACCAUCACAUCCUGGGAAGGAAAGAAAACGUCGUUCCUCAUCCCAUUUUAAAACAGUGAACCUGACAAGCUGGCGCCAGGGGAAUCACUAGCUGGGCC